This is a messenger RNA of Cataglyphis hispanica, 1402 nucleotides long. It is a transcript of the gene Samtor, whose product is annotated as S-adenosylmethionine sensor upstream of mTORC1. Gene Ontology annotation, biological process: negative regulation of TORC1 signaling. The record is from RefSeq and is a predicted model, not a curated record. Bases 210 to 1253 code for a protein of 347 amino acids. The transcript is spliced from 2 exons. Lineage: Eukaryota; Metazoa; Arthropoda; Insecta; Hymenoptera; Formicidae.
GUCUAGUAUAUGUAUAUGUGUGUGUUGAAUGUGAUGUAAAAUUUCUACAUUUACAUGCAAGUUCGAAUAAUGAAUACACGUGAGUCUGUUGUCAGCUGAUGCUCCAACUGAGCGUAAAUCGAACGGACGAAAUAGUUGUGAAAUAUUAGCCAUUAAAAUACGUAGAGGAUAUUGAAAAAGAAAGUCACGCUCGCCGUGUGAAUGCUCUAAUGGCGACGGAGGAGCAUAAACGCUUAGCUGAUACAGUGAAGGGAAUUCAUGCUCUGUUACGCGCCGAAUGUCAACAAUAUGGCGCCGAAGUUGCGUGGGAGCGCCAUAUGGCGCGAAAUGACGUUUUGCAGAAUUACGCUACGUCUAUGCAGAAAUUGGCCACUACGUAUUGGGCGGACAAUAAUUCAAAGAAUGGAACGUACUGCAGAAUGGAAUGGAUAAAAACCCAAUGCAAGGAAUACUUUCUCAACGGUGGCAAAGAGAAGUACGAUAAAAGGGAACAGGAUAUAAACGCAAAAAUGGCUCUAAAAAAAUCGGACGAUGAGAAUCGUACGUGCGAAGACGAUGACGUCCGUGUAAAAAAUCAAUUGGUAAAGUCUUACGAGCGGAGAAUAUCGAUACUGGACGUAGGAAGUUGUUACAAUCCUCUGAGCGUGGAGGAUGCGUUCGACGUCACUGCGAUAGAUUUAUUUCCCGCGAUAGGAGUUUUUCGCUGCGAUUUUCUAAAUGUCGCGAUCGGAAAAGAGAAAAUUCUCUCGCGGCAUGCGCGUGAGAUUCAUCAGCUACCCAUGAACUCGUUUCACGCCGUGGUGUUCUCCCUGUUACUUGAAUAUCUGCCGUGUCCGAAGCAAAGAUAUAUUUGCUGCAGGAAUGCAUAUGACGUCUUGAAGAUCGGCGGCCUGCUGAUCAUAGUCAGUCCGGACUCGAAACACGUCGGCGCGAACGCAAAGCUGAUGAAGUCUUGGAGAUAUACGCUGAGCAGAUUGGGAUUCAUGAGGAUCAAGUACGAGAAGCUGCGUCAUAUUCAUUGUCUAGCGUUUAGGAAAUGCGCGUGCAAGGAUGUGGCCGCACGAUGGUGCGAGCUGCAACGCUUUUCCGAGGACGACAAGAGAUACAUAUCCGAGACAGAGAUUUUUAUCCCGCAGGACUUUCAGACCGUUUGUCCCGAUGAGGGAAGACAAGAAAAAUUAGACGAAUACGAUGAAAGCGAUUUAGCGAGCAUCUUUUCUGAGUUACCGUUUGAUAAUGAAGCAUCAGUUUAAUCCUUCGCUGGGUCCGCUGCCUAAAAAUUAAAAAGCGUCAUCACAAACUUGUCAUUGGCUUGAUAUUAAAUAAAAUAUAUUUAUAAGAUAUAUUUUAUACACAAAAAAUAUAUGUCAUAAAAAUGAUUAUUAUUUAUCAUUGUGUAUAU